Molecule: messenger RNA, 1195 nt
Organism: Centruroides sculpturatus (bark scorpion)
Lineage: Eukaryota; Metazoa; Arthropoda; Arachnida; Scorpiones; Buthidae
Exons: 7
Coding region: 192-1100 (302 amino acids)
Biological process (GO): negative regulation of Notch signaling pathway; positive regulation of neuron differentiation
Cellular component (GO): nucleus
Molecular function (GO): DNA binding; transcription corepressor activity
Source: RefSeq, a predicted model, not a curated record
UGCCCUUCCUGCAGUUACUGCAGUCAACCUUGUCUACCAACCAAUCAUAAAGCGAGACUAUGCUGCAUCGCCAUGACGUCACAUCGAUCAACAACUGCACAUUCUGCAGUCUUCGUUUAGCUUUUGCAAAGAAAAUAGCAAAAACUUUAACAAUCCAGAUAAUUAAAUCUAAAAAGUUACAUUAAUCAUCUAUGCAACUUGUGGAGAACCAAGCAACAUCAAUAUCAAUGAUUAGAUAUAAUGAUAUCAGCAAAUUGAACAGACGUUAUAUUAAUUGCAAUGAAGAGGAUCAUCAAGACAUAUCUCCUAAACAAUCCAGGUUAAAAAUUCCACCAGAAGAAAGAGAAAUACAAACUCAGAAACUUCUCAAUGAAGUGAAUAUUGCAGCUGUUCUAACAGCAGAAAUUCAGAAACUUCAACAAGAAUUGAGUAGAUCAGAAAAACAAUUUGAGGAAUUAAAAUUGGAACUGGAAGUAGAAAAACAGGCAAGAAGAAAAUUAGAAAAUGAACACAGAAACUGUAUUGAAAUGAAAGAAUUAUUAUGCGAAAUGAGAGAAUUAGUAAGCAGUCUCCGAAAUCAUCGACAAGGUCAACAACAGCAGCAACAACAGCAACAGCAGUCAUCGCAGAUAAAUCAAAACUUAAUACCAAUCAGUACUACUUGGCCGAUAUCUAAUUUCCCGACUCGUAAGCAGACUGAACUCGAAAGAUCCAUGCAAAAUGAGCCAUCAGCAUUUACACCAGAAAAAGAAUUGAGCCACGAUCUAUGCGAAUUGUUAAAUAUAACUCCAGACGUAUUCAAACGUCUGGAAGCAUUUCCCACGCCUAAAAGAUAUACAGCCGAACUUAUGGUCGAAGUAUUUGGAAGAGAAAUGUUAGCAACACAUUCCCUCAUCGGUGCUAAACGUCCAGAUGGAACAUCUAAACCUUCACUGGAUAGAAUGAAAAUAAAGUUGAUAAUUGAUCAUGUUGCCAAUAAAUUCCAAAUCCCUCCUAGUAGUGUGAGAGAGGCCAUAAGAUCAAAAUUAAAUAAUGAGGACAAAUGUUUUAAGAAAAGGCUUCAGGAAAUGAGAGACUGUUAUACCGAGAUGAUCGAUUGAGACAAAAAUCAAAUUCUGUAUUUCGUAUAAAGUAGAAAUAUUUAACAAACUAUGCAGAUGAAUAAAAUAAUAAUAUUCAAUUGGCUGAUUGCUAU